This is a messenger RNA of Ipomoea triloba (trilobed morning glory), 634 nucleotides long. Its product is annotated as putative lipid-transfer protein DIR1. The record is from RefSeq and is a predicted model, not a curated record. Gene Ontology annotation, molecular function: fatty acid binding. Lineage: Eukaryota; Viridiplantae; Streptophyta; Magnoliopsida; Solanales; Convolvulaceae. The transcript has a single exon. Gene Ontology annotation, biological process: systemic acquired resistance. Bases 73 to 381 code for a protein of 102 amino acids.
UUUAUGAUCGAAUCACUAAACAUAUAUAAGAUAUUUGUUGCUUGGAUCGAUCUUUCCUUUUAAUCUGUGAAAAUGAAGUUGAUGGUGGCCGUGCUGUUGGCCACGAUAGCUGCCGGAAUGAUGACAUCAACGGUGAAGGUGUCGCAGGCGCAGACCAUAUGCAACAUGUCCGGGAAAGAUUUGAUGGCGUGCAAGCCGUCGGUGACGCCGCCGAAGCCGCCACCGCCGUCCCCGAACUGCUGCUCGGCGUUGGCCCACGCCGACAUGCGCUGUCUCUGCUCCUUCAAGAACUCGAAGCUGCUGCCGUCGCUGGGGAUCGACCCCAAUCUCGCCAUGCAGCUUCCCGACAAGUGCAAACUCCCCCACCCUGCCCACUGCUAGCUAGCUGCUUCAACUUUAUGUAUUCUAUCCCCAAUAAUAUAAGGUUCAUUUACAAAAUAAAAAUUUAUAGUUAUUAUCUGAAUGUACUUAGUGAAACUCGCUUUGUGAUAAGAACCAUAAUGAUCUAAGUUUCUGUAGUUAAUAUGCUAUUUCAGUCACUCAUCUAUGAAUGCAAUAGUACUACUGUGUUUGAUAUUUUAUAUGUAUAAAAUAAUACUUUGUUUCCUAAGGCAACAAUUAUUCAUUAUUGUCU